GAUUCUGUUCGAGCUUCAGGACUGCACUUCAGUUGAGCCAGUGACGCAGUGAGCAGCGUUGCAGACGCGCGCCGCCGCGACUUCACCAGCUUUCGACAUUCGAACUCCGGUCACGUCAGGACAUAGUCGACCCACAGCUCUUCCUCGAGCGCGCAUCGCAAGUUCUCUUGUUCGUAAAAUUUCUCUAAGGGACACCUACCUAUAUUAUUACUGCGGUCACAAUACCGAUGAACUUUUCCGGUCAGUUUCGAUGUGAUUCUUAAGACCCUCCAUACAAAGUGCGCAUUCCGAUGCUUGUUCGUUUAGAAUUGUGCGGCUGAAGAAGUUACGAAUUUUUUCAAUCUCGAGUUCCGCAAAAGUUUUCUAUCUUUCAGACAUUUAUCUUAAAGGACACUUCAAAUAUUUAGAAUUUAUAGUUUAAAAAGUUUUAAAGUGACAAGUGGUCGGAAAGCAAUCAUCGUAACUAGGACAAAUAUUGCUCGCGCCGAUGAUGAUUAGAGGAAGUUCCGAAUCUAUAUCCUGUGUUCUAAAUGCAUUCCAUUGAAACAUGUUCUAAGUGUUCUCAUAGUGCAGUGAAUCCCAGAGUGCUUCUUAAUUUAAUACGCUAUGCACAGCGUGUGUGUGUGAUAUACUGCUAAGUUAAGCAUCCGACUCGAGGGUAACAGUGCCAUGGCCUGGCAUGGAGUGGCGCGGCCCGGCCUGGUGCUCCUUCUCUACGCCCUCUGUUUCUACGCUAAAGGCGCCGCUGCAAAAGCGAUGGCAGAAGUGUCGAUACGAUACGACACGGCGUACGCUUGCGAAGGGAAGAUUUUAAAGAUCGAAUGUAAAGAUGGGGAGCUGAUUAAAUUGAUACGGGCGAACUACGGCCGUUUCUCUAUCACGAUUUGCAACGACCAUGGAAACACCGACUGGAGUGUCAACUGUAUGUCAGCGAAGUCGCUACGAGUCCUACACAGCAGAUGCUCUAUGCAAACGAACUGCACUAUUGAUGUCAACAAUGAUGUAUUUGAUGGAGACCCAUGUCCGGGAACCGUAAAAUACGUCGAGGCUCAUUUUAUGUGUUACGCCACGAUGACGACGACGACAAACAGGCCUAGUCCGCCUUGGUUGAUCACGUCGCAACCUCCCAUGUGGAGCACGAUCAAGACGUCAGCUAGGCCUCCGCCGCCACCACCUCCGAAAGUGAGUACUGUAACGUCUCCACCUCCGAAACCGCCGACGACACCAAGCCUGUCCAUCCACACGUCGACGUCUCUGAAGCCUAUACCCGUCCAGCCCCCAAUAUCAGCAUUAGAUGAUGAUAUUAGGGAGAGGACCAAGGACCGACAAGAGCAGCAGCAGCAAUACGGCAAAGGGGCCGAACUCCCGCAGAAAAUACCAGACGAAAUCACGAGCGUGGCAUUUACCACCGCGCAUCCGAAAAAGUAUACUGUAGAUAGCAGCGCCGUUUCCGCUGUAAAUACGUAUGUGCCGUCUCCUAGCCUCAUCCCAGCUGUUCCUGGCGAUAAUGACCUGGAUUACUGUAGUCCCGUAAUACUGAGGAACAUAUAUUGGAAUUGGACCCGGGCCGGGGAUAUCAGCGUGCAGCCGUGUCCUGGCGGUACGACCGGAUUUGCCCGUUGGAAGUGCAUUAGGACCGAUGCCGAAUCUCAGUGGUCCACACUGACGCCCGAUCUGAGCGAGUGCCGAUCCCUCUGGUUAACUAGCCUAGAGCAACGGAUCUCCUCCGACGAAGAUAAAUUGCUAGCCAUUACCAGUGACCUAGCGAAAGUCACCACCAGCAAGACGCUGUACGGCGGAGACAUGAUGAUCACCACGAAGAUAAUUAAAUCGAUGGCCCACAAGAUGGCAAUGGACAUCCAGACGUUCUCCGACCCCAGACAGCGCGAGGUCAUCGUCACGGAGCUGCUGAGCGAUGUCGUGCGCACAGGAAGCAAUCUGCUGGACUUCUCCCAGCAUCCCUCGUGGCGCGACCUCAGCCAUCAGGAGCAAAUGCGCGUCGCCACGUCUCUGCUAAUCGGAUUAGAGGAGAACGCUUUCCUGCUAGCCGACACGGUGAUGAGGGAAAAAACCGUUGACCAGGUCGUAAAGAACAUAAUGUUGUCCGUGCGUGUGCUGGACACUAAAACAGUUACAACCGAGAGAUUCCCAUCGGCCAAUAAAUGGUCUGCGAGCAAUGACACGAUAGAAUUGCCGCAAGUGCCUUUGCUCGAUAACAGCGACGGUAGUUUGGUGCGGCUGGUUUUCGUCGCGUUCGAUAGACUCGAGGAAAUCCUGCAGUGGCAUCCCGACUCCUCGGAAGCCAAUUCCGGCAAGAAUCUGACCCGCAUACUGAACAGCAAAAUUAUUUCGGCCAGCUUGGGCAAAGGCAGGCACAUCCAGCUCAGGGAACCUGUUAGAUUAACCCUGAGGCAUCUGCAGACCGACAACGUCACCAAUCCCAGCUGCGUUUUCUGGGAUUACACGAGUAACGCGUGGUCAGAGGAAGGAUGCCACGUGGAAGGCACAAACUACACGCACACCACUUGCCUCUGCAACCAUCUGACGAACUUUGCCAUCCUUAUGGACGUCAGAUCGGUGUAUCUGCCUCCGGGCCACCAACUCGCGCUGCAGAUCGUUACCUACGUCGGAUGCAUCAUAUCCGUCAUCUGCCUAAUACUGGCUAUAAUUACAUUCCAAUUAUUCAGGGGGCUGAAGAGCGACCGGACCACCAUCCAUUCAAACUUGUGCGUCUGCCUCCUCAUCGCAGAAGUCCUCUUCCUGGCUGGUAUAGGUAGAACGGAGAAUCAAAUUGCUUGCGGUGUCAUUGCAGCUGUCAUGCAAUACGUAUUCCUCUGCGCAUUCGCUUGGAUGUUCUUCGAAGGCUUCCACCUCUACGUGAUGCUGAUCGAAGUUUUCGAAGCGGAGAAGUCGCGUGUCCGAUGGUACUACAUAAUUGCUUACGGUGCACCUAUGCUGAUUGUAGGCAUCUCGGUUCUGGUGAAUUUUUCGCACGGCUACGGAACAGAACAGUACUGCUGGCUACGUCCAGGCAACCAAUUCAUUUACAGCUUCGUCGUGCCCGUCGGCGCCGUUCUACUGUUCAACCUGAUUUUCCUGCUGAUGGCAAUUACCAAGAUGUGCAGACAUGCCAACGCCACGGUAUCGAUGAAGAACAAGGAGCAGUCGCGACUCGCCAGCACCAGUGGAAAAGAAGAAAAUGCACUUCAAACCAAAAUCCAUGCUCACCUAAGUUGGAUUAAGGGUGCCAUAGUGUUGGUAUUUCUAUUGGGAUUGACUUGGACAUUCGGAUUCCUCUAUUUGGACAAGGAGACAGUCGUCAUGGCAUACAUUUUCGCUAUCCUCAACACGCUGCAAGGAUUUUUCAUUUUCAUCUUCCAUUGCGUUCAGAACGAAAAGGUCCGCAAGGAAUAUCGGAAGUUUAUCAGGAACCACUCGUGGCUGCCGAAAUGCCUACGUUGUUCCAAGCCUAACACGUCUAGCAGCAGCGGUAGCGGCAGCUCAGGUUUAGGCAAGGAAGGUCGCACUAGUUUAUAUGCCGGAUCUAACGGAAACCCGUCCGCUCCUUCCGUGGACAAUGUACUUUCGCCGCAUGGAACAAGUUUACAACGGGAUUGGAAUUCUCGCAGUUGCACCAGUAUGAACCGGGUAGGCAAAGUUACUGUACCCGCUUCUACAAUGGCUGCUACUUUAUGCAGACCACAGAGAAUGGGGGCUGCAGUUGUAGAGCCCCCCAACACCUCUACUCUACCUUACAUUCGUAACUUCUAUAAGCAAUCUGCUGUCAAUGCUAACCUACCUAAGUCUGCUUCUACUUGGGGGCCUCUGCAUAACCCUCUACACUGGAAGAACAUUUCUUUUAAGUCCUACAGUAGGGAUUCUGGCCACGGAGGUUCGGAACAAGAAGAUUCUCCACGAUCUCACGCAAUGCUCACCGAUGGACGAAUGAAUAGCACCAAAGAUACGCGUCGCCAACCAUACAUUUCCGAGUACAACCACGCAAUUGCCAACAAUCUACAAAUGGAAUACGGAAGACGGACCGACUCGUUGCCGCACCCGAAGCAUCUACCGUUGCCGCAGGCUCAUGGGAUGCGCAAGAAGAACGGCAGCCUGCUGAGGGCCACCAGCCCUUGGAACCAUACUUACACCGAGAUACACGAUGCCAGGAUGCAGAGGGGACAGGUACCGGAGGAUGACCCUGUUUACGAGGAGAUCGAACGGAACGAGAUACAGGUGUCCGACAUGAGCGAUGAAGAUGGGAAGAGACAGAGCGACAUGAGUCGACAGUCGUCCAGAUCUUACGGUGACCAUCGACCUCUGAUCCCCUACAGUCCCGCCAACGAUAGAAGCAUACAUUCCUGCCUUGAUGGCCAAAUGGACGUUUACCAAAGUCGUCGAAACAUGUACCGGGGCGAUGCUGCCCGUUCUUUAGCCGCCGUCUUGGAUGGCGAAACCGUCGUGUGCCAUCUCGAACCUCCCGACAUUUAUCCUCACGACCCUUACAACGCUCGGACUCUCGUCCUGCCACAAUAUGGGGACAGUUAAGAACCUGCAUUUGCAAGUGUAUAUCUGUGAUUCCUUGAUCAAACUUUCGGUCAUAGUAAUUAUAAGUAAGCUCAGAGAAUGAAUGAUUUGAUUGGAAAGUGAUAAUUUUAUAGUAAUGAACUAUUUUAUUAAGAAAAAAAUAAUAAAACAAAAAGAGAAACGGUAAUGAAGAAAGAAGAAACACGCACUAGUAUGAUAUAUCUAUAUCAAAGGAGAAGAGAACGAGGAAGGCGUAGACGAAGAAGAAAAAAGGUGAAUAAGACGAAAAAAAUAAAUAUAUAUAUAUACGAGUAGUCUAUUACGAGAUGUGAGUAAUUCGAGUCAUUACUAUUUAUACAUAUAUAUUUUUUUGCCCUUUUGUAUUAUUCUUUAAAACGAUAUAAAAAACUCGUAGCUGUUUUCACUGGAUUCUCGGGCUCUCAAAUGGACAAUUGAAUGAGACGAUUUGAGCCCUAGAGUGAUAUUACAUAGUAUUUAAGAUGUUUAGUGAAAGAGAAGAAGAAGAAGAAGAAAAAAAUAAUAAGAAAUCGCGUCAAUGUAUAUUAUUAACGAUCAUCUAUCUAUAAAAGAACAUAUUUAAAGAAGCAGAUUUAAGAAUUAAGGUGUAUCCGGAGGAGGGUGUGUGUUUCUGUAAUUGAUAAAUACUGUUGUCACCAAUUCGGAUACCGAUAUCUAUUCAACCUCCCCCGACUGUAAUCUCUCCAUCUCUAUGCAUGUAUGUAACUUUUCCAAAAGUCCCAGUUAACAUUGGCCCCCUAUUUAUUGUACGUAUAUACACUAAGAGAAUGAAAACGAUAAUUAAUUUAUUAUUAGUACCUUUUCCGCCAUCAAAGUUACUGGGUCUUGAUUACAUUAGUGCUUUUUGAGGAAAUUAACGUGGAAAAGAAAAAAAAGGUAGCCUGCACGAAUAAAAUGAAUUCAAUUGUAUAUACAGUAUAAAUA
Nicrophorus vespilloides is the source of this 5487-nucleotide messenger RNA. It is a transcript of the gene Cirl, whose product is annotated as latrophilin Cirl. The transcript has 15 exons. Bases 670 to 4545 code for a protein of 1291 amino acids. NCBI's taxonomy places the organism in Eukaryota, Metazoa, Arthropoda, Insecta, Coleoptera, Silphidae. Gene Ontology annotation, cellular component: membrane. Gene Ontology annotation, biological process: adenylate cyclase-activating G protein-coupled receptor signaling pathway; cell surface receptor signaling pathway. Gene Ontology annotation, molecular function: G protein-coupled receptor activity; carbohydrate binding. The record is from RefSeq and is a predicted model, not a curated record.